Messenger RNA from Cyclopterus lumpus (lumpfish), 3027 nucleotides. RefSeq names its product lunapark, ER junction formation factor (gene lnpkb). Bases 161 to 1576 code for a protein of 471 amino acids. The transcript is spliced from 16 exons. Gene Ontology annotation, biological process: endoplasmic reticulum tubular network organization. Gene Ontology annotation, cellular component: endoplasmic reticulum tubular network. NCBI's taxonomy places the organism in Eukaryota, Metazoa, Chordata, Actinopteri, Perciformes, Cyclopteridae. The record is from RefSeq and is a predicted model, not a curated record.
CGUCAUCACGCACGACGUCAACUGACGCUCGCCUCCUCGACAGCACCACGCCGUAGAUUGGCAGUAGAGGUGUCAGCUAAAGCUAAACAGCGACGGCGUUGCGGUUUCUGCGCCUCUUAAGGCCUCUUAAUUGAAGAGGAGACGACUGUCAUUUACAGACAUGGGGGCCCUGAUAUCCCGAUGGAAGACAAAGCCAACCACAGUGGAGCAGCUGGAGAACAUCGACAAGGAGAUUACAGAGCUCGAUGAGUUCAGAGCCAAAAACCAACGUCUGCAAAAGCUGUGGAUCGGCCGGUUGCUCUUCUACUCGUCAGUCCUGUACCUGAUGACCUCGCUGGUUGUGUACUGUCUCUACCUCCCUGAACAAUGGUUGCACAGAGUAGCCAUGGCUCUGCCUUUCUUCGUAUACCCCGUGCUGGUGUGGCUCAUCAGGAAGCUGUUGGUCUUUCUCUUUUCCAAACGCACUGAGAGAAACAAUGAUAAAUUGGAAGAUUUAAAAGUUUCCAAAAAGAGGAUCCUGGAGGAAGUGAUGGAAACGGAGACGUACAAAAACGCCAAACUCAUCCUGGAGCGCUUCGACCCCGACGCUAAGAAGAAAGCCGAGCUGGAGUCGACUCCGGUGCGUCCUCAGAUGACUCCCAGGCCAGGACAAGAGCUUCGGCAGAGGGGGAUGCCAAUGAGGCCCAUGCCGAUGGGCACCCCGGCUGCCAUGGCAAUGACUCCCCCACCUGGAGCACGGCCCCAGUUGGGACCAGGGGGCACACCAGUGGAACCUGUCCCUCUCUCAGCUCCAGGAGGACCGCCGGAGAGAUCUGCCCUGUCUGCCUCCGUCCUCCAGGGGGCGAUACCCAGGACCUCCUACUCUCCGAUACCGGGAGUCGGGAUGCACCCACCAGGUCCUCCAUUAGCCAGACCCAUCCUGCCCAAAGAAAGGGGAGCUGUGGACCGAGUCAUAGAAUACCUGGUCGGGGAUGGACCACAGAACAGAUACGCUUUGGUCUGCCAGCAGUGUUUCUCUCAUAACGGCAUGGCUCUGAAAGAAGAGUUUGAAUAUCUCGCGUUCCGUUGUGCGUACUGCUACUUCCUGAACCCGGCCAGGAAGACGCGCCCUCAGGCUCCCAGGCUCCCUGAGUUCAGCUACGAGAGGAGGCUGCGGGCCGACUCGCCUUCCCCCGGACCAGCGCCGCGUUCUGGGACGGACACGGAGGAGAGCGCGCCCCCCUCUGGAGCCAAGGCCCCGGCUCCCUGGAAUUUGGUCCACAAUUUCCGGAUCCAGCAGAGUCCAAAGGACCCUCAGAACCGACCUCUGCAGAGUCCAGAUGAGAGAGAGGUGGGGGGAGACGAAGGACCCGCGAAAGAAGUAGAGAACGAGGAGCAGCAGGAGGAAGAAGAGCAGCAGCAGCUACAGCAGGAGGAAGAGGAGCAGCAGGAGGAGCUGAAGGAGCUGAAGGAAGAAGUGGUUCAGGAGGAAGAGGAGGAGCUGAAGGAAGAAGUGGUUCAGGAGGAGGUGAAGGAGGAGGAGGAGGAGGAGCAGAGUCCCAGCGCCCCCUCUGAGACGGAGUCUCAGCCUUCGUAGUGGCCGAGGGUCCAGAGGACAGAAGCUGUUGGGUACUGGCCAUUAUAGACGGGCGCCAUUUUAAAGCAAUAUAGGUGGACGAGGACCUUCAGUUUGAUUCUAUUCUACCUAGCAACCAAAAGCUACAUCGGUCUCCACUCGCGUUUCUCUGAAGUCGACUUGUUUGUUUACACGCAGCAGAUUGUGUCGACGCGUCGCGUUCAGGGCGCGUCGAUCACUAGAACUGUCCGACGAUAUUGCCUCAAAAUGAUGCCGACGUAUGAUGUCCGCGAGAGUUGGGAUCGGAUCACCGGGGGGGGGGGGAGGAGGAGGUGCCGGUGCCGCAUCCAUGAUUGUAGUUCUUUUAAAGCCGUGCCUCCGUAGAGCAGUCGGCUGCUUUUUAAUGCUCGAUAUGUGGCGACCGACCAUACUUAUUACUCUUUUCAGUAUUGCGUAAUUUACACUCUAAGGUUCUUUUAAGGUUUGACGCGGGGGCUGCUGUGUGAUUUUUGUGAAUGACGGUUGAUUGAAUCUUAAUCCCGGACCCCCCCAACUCGGCUGCUGAAUAUCACAGGUUACUAAUAUGCAAAUUCAAGAAUGGAACAUGCUAUUUUUAUUGUCGUUGUGAGAAACGCAUGAAAACAAAAAGCCUCUUGAAUCAGGACUUCAAGGUAACGCUACUUUUUUUUUUUUUAAAGUAGUACUUUUGAACUUUGAUGCAUUUCUUAUCCUGAACAUUUUGUCCCAACACUGCCAAGUUUUAGUCCUCUCACUGCACUCAGACCAGCGCUACCUGGGAUGUGAGAUGCUCCCCCCCCCCCCCUCCCCCCCUCCCCCCCUCACUGCACUCAGAUCAGCUGCUGAAUGGAUGAAACUCACCAGGAAGUCUCGACAUUAUUAUUACAGGACUUAUUUUUUUUAUUUUUUUUUUUUAUCGUCACCGGUGAGAAAGUUUCCUGCAGUCAAACCUGUUUGGUCAAAAUGUCCCACUUUAUUAUUAUUAUUAUUAUUAUUAUUCAGUGGCGCAGCAGGAAAUGUGUGUUUUUACAGGAAGUUGCACGUUUCUUUGCAGACUAUUUUAAAUGUGUGGGUUUAAAAAACGCGCCGCUUUAACCUCAUAUGUCAUUUCUUCUUAACCAAGAACAAACUGAACCUUAAACCUUUUUGAAGGUAAUUUAUCUCCAUCGGGAUUAUUACAAAUCUAAAAAAAAUGUUUUGCCAAAUGCACUGUUGUGUUCCCUGAUCGAUGCACUGAAUGUCUGUUUCUAUUUAUUUGGCCGUAUUCCGUUUGAAUCUUUUGAGGCGUUGCUGCACUGUGUGUGUGUGUGUGUGUGUGUGUGUGUUGUAAUAUCCAUGAGCUGACAGUGUAAUCUGACCCAACGCAAGAAUUAUUAAGGCGGUUCAUCGGCCGACACUAUCGCAGUGUUUCUGACAACGAUUUAUUCUUUUGUUAUUAAAUAGUGAAGAAAUCA